AUGGCGCGACUCACAUCUCGUUUACUAGGCUUGACGCAGCUACUGGCAGUGCUCGGUGCCGUCAAUGGCUAUGUCGAAAUGCUCUCCGGGCUGCAAGCUCGACAAAUCAACGCAGGGCAGCUCGCGGCCGCCUACGACUACAUCGUCGUGGGUGGUGGCCAGAGCGGCCUUGUCAUCGCAAACCGUUUGAGCGAAGACUCCGGGAGAUCCGUCCUCGUCGUCGAAUAUGGCUAUUUCGACAACAAUCCCGCGCAGGUGGAGCCCGCGAGUGCGACCCAAUAUCUUUCGCGCAAUCUCUUCAACCUUUCCUCUGUGGCACAACCUGGGAUCGGCAACAGACAAGGGCAGGUCUAUGCGGCGUCCGUAGUCGGCGGCGGUUCUACCGUCAACGGAAUGCUCUUCGACCGUGGAUCAGCAGAAGACUACGAUAUCUGGGAGAGACUAGGUAAUCCAGGCUGGGGUUGGAGUGGCUUGCUCCCUUACUUCAAAAAGAGCACUACAUUUACCCCUCCGAGUCCCGAACUCACCCGCGAAUACAACAUCACCUGGGACAUUGAACGCGCCUACGGCAAUGGUCCCGUUCAAGCUACAUUCCCCGACUGGCAAUGGCCAGGAAUUAAAAUUCAAUGGAAGGCGUGGGCCGAAGUUGGCAUGCCGAUCAACACCGAAGGUGCAGCGGGAGACGCGUUCGGGGCCUACUGGAUACCCUCAAAUGUCGACCAACAAUAUCGCCGUUCAUACGCCAGAACCGGCUACUGGGACCCCGUCGCCAAUCGUGCCAACCUUAAACUCCUAAUUGGUUACAGAGUCAAUGAGGUCCUCUUCAAUGCCAACAAGCGCGCUGAGUCCAUCACCAUCCAAGAGCGCGGUUCUUCCAACGGCGCCCCCACCAUCACUGUAAAGGCAACACAGGAAAUCAUCCUCUGUGCUGGCUGGCUCCAUACUCCUCAAAUCCUGCAACGAAGCGGAGUUGGUCCACGCGCUCUCCUUCAGCAAGCUGGCGUCAAUGUUGUGGCGGACCUCCCCGGUGUUGGAUCCAAUCUUCAGGACCAUCCCGUAUCCAGAGCCGGGUUCCAAUACCAAACCGACGUCGUCCCCAACCCUGGCUCCCUCAAUAGCGACGCGACAUUCCGCACUUGGGCUGAUCAGCAAUGGCAGCAAAGAAAGGGACCCAGGUCAAUGGGUGUUGGCAACGCGCUGGUCACCGCCCCGCUUCCCAUCCUAACCUCCAACUUCCAGGCCAUCCUCGACAAGGGUAAAGCUCAAAACGCUGCAUCAUACCUCCCCCGGGGCUACACCGCCGCCCAGGUCGCUGGCUUCGUCGCCCAACGUGACAUCCUCCUCGCCUCGUUCGCGAAGCAGGAUAACGGCGUCGUCGAAAUCCCCUUCUCAGGUGGAGCCAGCACGUCUCUCGUCCUCAUGAAGCCGCUCUCUCGCGGGACCGUCCUUCUGAACCCCGCCAAUCGUUACGCCGAGCCCUCGGUCGACUUCAACGUGAAUAUUAACCCAGUCGAUCCCGAUAUCCUUGUCGCCACGAUCAAGUUCUUCCGCAGGUGGAUGGCGGCCCCGAGCAUGCAGCAGCUCACCCCCGUCGAGCAGACGCCGGGAGCUAGCCUCACUAGCGACGCGCAGCUCGCGAACUACCUCACGACUUCGAUGGGCGCUUCUACUGCUCACUCAUGCUGCACGGCUGCGAUGGCCCCGCAGGAACAAGCUGGUGUUGUCUCGGCGGACUUGACGGUGUACGGCGUCACUGGCCUCAGCGUCGGUGAUAUAUCCAUCAUCCCAAUUAUCCCUGCGACGCACACUUGCGCCACAGUCUAUGCGAUUGCUGAGAAGGCUGCAGACCUCAUUAAAGCUCGGUAUGAUCCCAGCAUCCCGUCUCCUCCCACCACUCCCGGAACGUCGACACAACCCGUGCCCACUACUACCACUGCCAACCCUCAGCCCACUCAACCACCCAGCUGCACCGUCAACAAGUGGGGUCAAUGUGGAGGUCAAGGGUAUACUGGAUGCACUACGUGCGCCGCGGGCUCAACCUGUACCUUCUCGAACGACUGGUACUCUCAGUGCCUAUAA
Molecule: messenger RNA, 2079 nt
Organism: Cyclocybe aegerita
Lineage: Eukaryota; Fungi; Basidiomycota; Agaricomycetes; Agaricales; Hemipholiotaceae
Source: the annotation of a GenBank genome assembly